CGUCGCGUUCACUCCCCUCCUGUAUUGCUCCUUGGCCACUGGUCAUGGCAGACUUGCAGGAUUCCACAGCACCCCGUCGCUCUCAGCGCGAUAGAAAGCAGGUGAAACACUUCGUAUCAACCAGCCAGUCUCCCAGCAAACGGAAGAGGGCAGACAUAGAGAACGAAUUAAUGGACCUCUCGGAGUUGGAUGAUGCCGACAAGGUACAAGAUGAAGACGAGGAGGAUUCUGUCGCAGGAGACGAGAGUGACGAUGAACCGGAGUUCAGUGCACCGGUGACCAAGCAGAAACUUCCAGCUGCCACACGCAAAGGUAAUGUCAAAGCAAGAGGUCCACCGCCUCCAAAGAAGCCCAAAACAAUCAAAUCGGUUGGAACAAGGGCCACAAAGGUCAAGAAAGGACCUCGACUAAAAGCCCACAAGCCCAAGGCCGCCAAUGGCGACUUCGAUAUCGCAAAAUUAACAACCGAAGCUAACAUAUCAACGGAUAACCCCUUAUUUAAUGCCAUCCUUAACCCCUCCGCGGCAUUGCAAUCUACCGCAGAGGAUUUCCUUGAUGCGCUGUCGCGAGAUUCAGGGCCAGCACAAGCACAGCUGAUAAACUGUAUUUUACGUGCAUGCGGGUGUAAUGAUUCGGUCGAUGCUGAUCAAGUCGUUGACUAUGACGGUGUAGUCGACACACUUGACACAUUCACCGAAGGUCUUAAACAAGAAAACUCUCCUACAUACCCGCUAACGUCGAAACUUCCUGCCUUCAAGCGCUUUCGUGCGUCGCUUUCAGAACUGAUAGAGCGAAUCGUCUUGGCGGCGGCGGAACUGGGCACUCUUUACACUUCUGACCUCAUGACGACUCUCCAAACAUGGGUAGUUGCCAUGUCUUCGUCCCAAAUCCGUUCUUUCCGGCACACUGCAACCGUCGUGGCGCUCGAAUUAGAGACUGCCCUCUCUCAAGUUGCAGCCGCUGUCGAGAAAGAAGCAGAGAUUCUCGGGAGGCAACGGGAAGGUGAGCGCAAACGCAAGGCAAGCAACAAAGCUAGUGGAGUUCGUGAGAAGGAUUUGGAAGAUAAGGUUGCGGCGGUGCGGAAACGCCGUGCCGCCCUCGCAGAGUACCUUAAGGAAAUUGUCGAUGGUGUGUUUGUCCACAGAUACCGCGACCUCGAUCCGAAUAUUCGUGCUGAGUGUGUGAAAGCAUUAGGUGCUUGGUUCACCUACUACCCAGCACAUUUCCUUGAUACAUCAUAUCUUCGGUACGUCGGCUGGGUCCUUUCCGACUUAAGCACUCCCGUUCGUAUGGAAGCCGCGCGUGCUCUCAAUGCCGUCUAUGCUCAGUCGGAGUAUGUUAGCUCGCUCACUCACUUUACGGAACGCUUCAAGCCUCGUCUGCUCGAGAUAGCAGGAGGCGAUACCGAGCUUGGCGUGCGCACGGCCGUAAUCAGUGUACUAAGUGCGAUUGACGGGCACGGACUUCUCGAGGAUGAGGAACGAGAACGAGUAUGUCUACUCGUGUUUGACACAGAAGCGCGUGUGCGGCGUGCUAUCGCGGUGUUCGUAGCGGGCGUAUGGGCAGAACUUGUGGAAGAACGGAUGGCCGCAACAACAAGCAAAGGCAAGAGUAAAGCCAGCGAUAAAGUCAAGGCAAGAGUCGGUGUGAAGGUCCUUGCGAUGUUACUGGUGAAAUGGGGGAAGGCUCUGGAUCGCACGUCGGAGAGCAUGGAAGAGGAAAGUGUUUUGUCUGGUGAGAGUGGGGUCGUUACAAGGCAGCGCGUGCACCCGCCCUAUAUGACUGGAGCAGAUCCGAGAAGCCGGAUAGCGCUUGCCGUGGAAGCACUUUGGGGCGAAGUGGACGCUGUCGGCGACUGGGAAGAAAUUUUGGAAGUCCUGCUACUUGAUCAUUCGGCAGGGGGAAAGGACGACGAUAUCGAUGGCCCUGACUCACUCGUCGAAAGUGCAAGCAAUACGGUGGACCCAUCAUGGCGGCUAGAAGAGGUGGAGGAAAGUGUGUUAUUGGAAGUACUUGUGGCAUCUCUGCGUCGUGCAAAGGCGGUGGCGGCGAGCGGGAAGAAGGGAGAGGAAGAGGCCGUGACGUCCGAUGUGACUCGCGCUCUGAUGAAGGGACUUCCUCGACUCUUCAUCAAAUAUCAAACCGAUGAGAAGCGUAUAUCCGACGUUUUGUCGAUUCCCCCAUUAAUGAAUCUCGACUUGUACCUGGAAAUGCGAAUGAUCAAUGCAUAUGCUGCGCUGUGGGACGACGUCAUCAAGCAGUUUCUGUCACACUCCUCCCAGACCGUCCUCACCAGGGCUGUUUCCACGAUCCGCCAUCUACUCAGCGCAACGUCAUUGGCAAACACAAAUAACACCAAGAUUCUCGAAUUAGAAGACGACUUAGCAUCCCAGCUUCGAGAUGCGGUUGCUGGCCGUGAGGAGAUCGAAGUUGCAUCGUUCAAUGAGGACGAAGUAAUAGCGCUUGCGGCCGUUUGUACACGGAUGUGCGUAUUGGCUGGCUCGCGUGACCUUUCCUCAUGGAUGGAAGAGGAUGAGGGUGGUAAGCAGAGUAGCGCAUGGGAUAUCGUCUCUGCGUUGGUAGAGCGUGGCCGCUUGGGGUACAAAGAAGAGGAACGGAUGAUCGAGCAAGGUCUUCAUUUACUUGGACUGCACAUUAUGUGGAAGGCACGAGGCCUACUAGACGCCAAGAAUGAGGCGGCAGACAACAAAAAAUUACGUGAAACGCUGCGCGUGCAGCGGGAUUCAUUAUUGGAGAGACUUAUCGAAUAUGCCAUCGGGACACAAUCUAACACUGCGGAAGGUGUUAAGCGAGCUGCGUUUCAAAACCUUAUGAAUCUGUAUAUUCUGUUCUGCCCUACACUGGCCGCCGCAGAGGAUGGGCAACGGCUUCCAACGGAGGUACUUGCCCUUCAGCUCGAUGAUGAGGUGCAAUAUCGCUGCGCGGGGUUCAUCCAGGCUACAAUCGAACAAUAUGCAGAACUACUUGAAGACGAAAGGCCAGCCGAGGAACUAACGGAGAAGGAUGAUAGCUCUGACGACCAGGAGGAUGUACGCCCCGUAAAGAAUGUAAAGAGCAAGGACCGCAGAAAAACUCAGUCGAAAACACCAGAACGGAGUCAACCUGCUUCGAAGGCGCCGCUUGAGCAGGAAUAUCAAUUUGUAGCGACUAUCUCGCCGUUUCUCCGAGCUAUCCGUGCGGGUGCUGUGCAUGUCAGGCAUGGCGCGGUACUUCUGGCACAUUACGGUCGUUUAGGACCUGUCUUCGACCUUUGUACGAAGGUUAUCGUGGACGUUCUUCGAGACGAAGGCAUGUACAAUGACAACGGUGAAGUUGUCGUUGAUGUUGUUACCCGGGCCCUCAAAGAGUCAUUUGGCCUCUUACUCGACUCCGUCGUGCGCAAUGAAGAUUGCUCUGUCGGUUUGGCGAAGCAGCUAGCAUCAACGUUCAUGAUUCGUGGUGCUCAACUCGCCGUAGUCCGUAAACUCGACAGCCAAUGUAUCGUCAAGAUGCACACGACCUUACUGACGUGGAUUAUCAAGCGCAUCUCAACCUUGGACGCAAAUAAGAAUAUGAAGCAAAAGGGCAACGCCUUGUUGUUCUUCAAAGUUCUGGCGGCCUUGUUGAAGUCUGUGGAGAGCAGAGACGCGUUAUCGAUCAAAGCGCACAUGGACCAGUCUUUUGCACAGUGCAAAAUUGAGAUUCCACCAGCGUCCAAGCUAUGGGAACCCCAAAGAAUGUACGAAAAGAGGCUGAAUUCGAUUCUGACAAAGGGGAAAGGCGGGAAAGGACGGAAAGCGAAAGGCGCAACUGGCGUCACGGACUCGGAAGAGAGUGAGCCUGAACCACAGCUUGAACCGCGGUUCGAAGUGGAACCUGUGGAAGAUGCUGCUCCAUCCAGUCGGCCCCGUCCACGGCGAAGGCCGGUUCGCCGUUCGCCCUCUCCAACAGAACAGUCUGAACACGAGGUACCUCCGUCCGUGUCACAGGAAGAUGAAACACAGGCCACACCCAGAGGUAAACCCCAGCCAGGGAACCGUGAAACGGAGUCUCCUGUAAAAACCCCUAUGAACUCACGGACUACGAUGGAGGUAGCAAUCCCGACUAAUGGGAAUGAGUGGACACGAAAGCGACGGCGUUCAGAGGAAAUGGAGGUCGAAGAGUCAGAAACAGCUGGGGAACGCCAAAGUAUAGAGGAUGUAGGUGUUGAAGAAGAGACAUCCCAAGCCCAGAAUACGAUGAACGAAUUCAUUAUCAGGAGAAAGCGCGCACGGCUAUAGACAUUUAUUGGCAUAGUUAUGAUUAUUGUUACUAAUAGUUUUCCUGUUGCUUUCAUUGUUCUGCCCUGUUCACGACUGUUGCACUACGUGUAUCGAUUCGCCUUUAAACACUCCCGUUGCGAGGGAAAGCAUGCCAUACCAUCGCAUCUAUUGAUAUGAUUCCCAUUCCUGGUACUCUGCAGUAUCCGUAUUUAAGCCACGAACGGAUUCACUGUCCAUUUACAUGCGAGGAUUACCAUGUGUUUGCAUUAUCUAGCUUUAAACCACGCUGCAAAAGAAUCAUGCGGCACAAGGGAAAUAGGUAUAAGUUAACUGAACCCUCAACGAGGACUAGCUGCUCGAGGUCAGAUUGGCAGGGCAUAAAGACUUCCAAUCCU
Molecule: messenger RNA, 4657 nt
Organism: Pisolithus orientalis
Lineage: Eukaryota; Fungi; Basidiomycota; Agaricomycetes; Boletales; Pisolithaceae
Exons: 13
Coding region: 45-4280 (1411 amino acids)
Biological process (GO): sister chromatid cohesion
Cellular component (GO): chromatin; nucleus; cohesin complex
Molecular function (GO): chromatin binding
Source: RefSeq, a predicted model, not a curated record